This is a messenger RNA of Paramecium octaurelia, 1512 nucleotides long. The record is from the annotation of a GenBank genome assembly. Lineage: Eukaryota; Ciliophora; Oligohymenophorea; Peniculida; Parameciidae.
AGAAUUUUGAAUAUAAAAUUGUCAAUGAAUCCAUAAUAUCAAUAUGACAUAUUUGUUAUAGGUGGAGGUUCCGGUGGUCUAACAGUGGUUGAUGAAGCCUAAAAAUUAGGCAAACGAGUGGGAUUAGCAGACUAUAUCAAACCAAGUCCACAUGGAACCUAAUGGGGAACAGGAGGAACAUGUCCCAAUGUUGGAUGCAUUCCUAAAAAACUGAUGCAUAUGACAGCAUUGAUUGGAGAAAUUAGACAUGAAUUGACAGCAACUGGAUGGCAAGGAGUAGACCCUCAUUCAAAGAAUGAUUGGAACAUUUUGGUGAAUGAAGUUUAAAGAUAAGUCAAAGGAAUAAACAAAGGCAAUGAUGAUUGGUUGGUCACAACCAAUGGAAUUACAUAUUAUAAUAAAUUAGGUAACUCUCUUAGUCUAUAUACAUAAUAGGUAAGUUAAAGGAUGAUCACACUGUCGAACUCAUUGAUAAAGACGGAUAAUCUGAAUUUGUUACUGCAGAAUACAUAGUUAUUGCAGUUGGAUCUAGACCUUCUUUUCCAACUGACAUUCCCAAUGUUAAAUAAUUGACCAUUACUUCAGAUGAUUUAUUUUCUUUAAGUAUUAGACUUUAAAAUAAAUCUUUUAGAAAAAGCACCUGGAAAAACAUUAGUAGUUGGAGCAUCUUAUGUAGCAUUAGAAUGCGCUGGAUUUCUAACAGGUUUAGGUUAUGAUGUUACUGUAAUGGUGAGAAGCAUUCUUUUAAGAGGAUUCGACUAAGAAGUGGCUGAAAGAAUUGGUGAGUUUAUGAAAAUUCAAGGAACCAAAUUUAUAAGAGGAACAAUUCCAAGUUCAAUAGAGGAUGUAGAUGGAAAAAGGUUAGUGAAAUGGGUAUUGAAUGGAUAAGAAUAAAGUGAAGUCUUUGAUACAGUGUUGCUUGCCAUAGGAAGAAGCGCAGACACUUAAAAUUUAGGUUUAGAAUAAGUGGGUGUAUAAACCAAUAAAGAAUCUGGGAAGAUUAUAGCAAAUGAUGCUGAUUCAACAUCUGUUCCAAAUAUCUUUGCCAUUGGAGAUUGUGUAUAAGGAAGAUUAGAAUUGACACCAACAGCCAUUAUGUGCGGAAAACGCUUAAUAAAAAGGCUAUAUUGCAAUGGAAAUCAAAUCAUGGAGUAUUCAGAUGUCUCAACAACUGUCUUUACACCUUUAGAAUAUGGGUGCGUUGGAUAUUCAGAGGAGGCAGCCAUUAAGAAAUUUGGAAAAGAAAAUCUUAAGAUCUUUGCAUCUGAAUUCACUCCUCUGUUUUGGAAUUUUGCUAACAGAAAGGGGACAUGCUAUGCUAAAUUGAUUGUGAAAAAGGAUGAUGAUGUUGUUAUUGGAUUCCAUUAUCUAGGACCUGAUGCUGCAGAAGUGACAUAAGGUUUUGGUGUUGUGAUCAAAUUAAAAGCAAAGAAGAGUGACUUAGAUAAUGUUGUUGGAAUUCAUCCAUCGGUUGCUGAAGAAUUGGUUUAGAUGUAAACAUGGAAAUGAGAU